AUGGAGAGAGGAAGAUCAGGAAGAAUUGAUGGGUAUCACGAUUCACGCCAUCAAGAUUCUCAUAGGGUAACAUCUUCUGGUCACUCACCAGUAAACAAACGUGAUCGCUCUCCAAGGUACUCGAGUCAUCAUCAUCGCCACCAUUCUAGAUCUUACCAUACUAGUCAACGACAUCGAGAAGCUGAUUCUACAUCGCAAUCCUCGAAAUACCAUCAAACACAGCAUACUGAGUCCAGUAAUCGAACAUCUAGUACUCAUGCCGGCCAUUCUUCAGAUAUAAUUGCUUCUCAUAGCAAAAAAACAGUAAGAUCUAAAGGAGAUUGGUCAGAACAUAUGAGCUCUUCAGGCAGAAAGUAUUACUAUAACUGUAAAACAGAAGUAUCGAAAUGGGAAAAGCCAAAGGACUGGAUUGAAGAUGACCCAAACGAACCUCACCAUAAACAGAGCACUAUCCACGAAUUAGUUUCCCCUGAAGAAGAUGAUGACGGAUUUAAUACGGAAGUAUCAAUACAAAAUAAGGAAGUAGAUAUACCAUUAAUUAAUCACACUAUACAACCACCACCGACAACAGUCAAUGAAGAAUCGAGGCAUUCGCGUAAUGCUAAUCCAGAAGGUGGCAUUUACUACAACCAGGCUGAACAUAUUGCAAAUGAUAUGCUUUCCCGGUCAUGCAGCGAUGCUAUUAAAUCGAAAUUUGAGAUCUUUCACGCCAGAACUUAUUUAAAUAUUGCUAGAUAUAAAGUUGAAUGUCAUGAUCUCAGACUCCAAGUUUUACUUCGUUCACAUACGCAAGAUGACCCCACGGUAAUAGAAUCUUCGAAAGUAUAA
Messenger RNA from Trichoplax adhaerens, 828 nucleotides. RefSeq lists its product as uncharacterized. Lineage: Eukaryota; Metazoa; Placozoa; Uniplacotomia; Trichoplacea; Trichoplacidae. The record is from RefSeq and is a predicted model, not a curated record. Bases 1 to 828 code for a protein of 275 amino acids. Gene Ontology annotation, molecular function: RNA polymerase II complex binding; chromatin binding. Gene Ontology annotation, cellular component: nucleus. The transcript is spliced from 9 exons. Gene Ontology annotation, biological process: positive regulation of TORC1 signaling; regulation of autophagy.